CGAAACGGUAUCAACGAAGCAGGUUUUGGGGGAAACGGUUCUUGAUCCCGUGGAAUCAAAAGCAGCCGAGCAAAUAAAUCGUCGUUACGCGAUCAAGAGAGGACAGAUUAGAAGAGAAGAGAGACGGGGGAGAAGGUGAUUGGGAAGAGAGGCAUCGUGAUUUUGGAUCCGGCGACCGAUCCGGGUGGCAGCCAAAGGAACUCUGGAAGGAAGAGAUGGAAGAUCUGGGAAUCGAGGCAAAGGAAGCCGCCGUCCGCGAGGUGGCCAAGAUCCUCCCUCUCCCCGAGCUCUUGGCCUCCAUCGCUUCCAUCAAAUCCGACUACCUCUCCCGGCAACAGGCAAAUGACGCGCAACUCAGCACAAUGGUAGCAGAGCAGGUUGAGCAGGCACAUAAGGGCAUUGAUGCACUGGCUUUGUCUCAGAAAACAAUAAACCAAAUCCGUGAAAAUUUUUUGUCCAUUGAAAGGUUGUGCCAUGAAUGUCAGACACUGAUUGAGAAUCAUGACAAGAUUAAGCUUCUCAGUAAUGCUAGAAACAACUUGAACAUGACUCUAAAGGAUGUUGGAGGGAUGAUGUCCAUUUCUGUUGAAGCAGCUGCAGCUCAUGAUUCUUUAAGUGAUGACAAAGAGCUUAUUCACACAUAUGAGAGAUUAACAGCACUGGAUGGUAAAAGGCGCUUUGCACUAGCAGCUGCAGCAUCUCACAAGGAAGAGGUUGGAAGGCUGAGAGAAUACUUUGAAGAUGUAGAUCGGACCUGGGAGACAUUUGAAAAAACAUUAUGGAGUCAUAUCUCCAAUUUCUUUAAUCUUGCUAAAGAAAGUCCACAGACGCUUGUGCGAGCUUUAAGGGUAAUUGAAAUGCAAGAAAUCAUAGAUCAGCAACUGGCUGAGGAGGCUGCUGAGGCUGAGGGUGUUGAUACUAUGGCAUCAAUCACGAAUCCACUUAGAUCUGCAAAAAAAGGUGCAACAACUGUUUCUCCCAAAAAAGCAGCACAGGAGAAGUUGAAAGGUCAGGGAAAAGGUUAUAAGGACAAGUGCUAUGAGCAUGUCAGGAAAGCUGUUGAGGCACGGUUCAACAAGUUGUUGACAGAGCUGAUUUUUGAAGAUUUAAAAGCUGCUCUAGAGGAAGCUAAAAUGAUUGGUGACGAGCUUGCUGAUAUAUAUGACUAUGUGGCUCCUUGCUUUCCACCAAGAUAUGAAAUUUUCCAGCUCAUGGUUAAUCUUUAUACUGAAAGAUUUAUACAAAUGCUUAGAUUGCUUAGUGACAGAGCAAAUACGUUGACAAAUUUGGAGAUCUUAAAGGUAACUGGUUGGGUUGUUGAGUAUCAAGAUAAUCUGAUUGGUCUUGGUGUUGAUGAAUCCCUAGCCCAAGUUUGCUCUGAAAGUGGUGCGAUGGAUCCUCUCAUGAAUGCAUACAUUGAAAGAACACAAGCAACAACCAAGAAAUGGUACACAAAUAUUCUUGAGGCGGAUAAGGUACAACCACCAAAGAAAACAGAAGAUGGUAGAUUGUACACACCAGCAGCUGUUGAUUUAUUCAGGAUACUGGGGGAGCAAGUGCAGGUUGUUCGGGAAAAUAGCACUGAUGUCAUGUUGUAUCGAACUGCUCUUGCAAUUAUUCAGGUUAUGCUUGAUUUUCAAGCAGCAGAAAGACAUAGGCUUGAGGAACCCGCUGCUGACAUUGGUCUAGAACCUAUAUGUGCCAUGAUCAACAACAACUUGCGGUGCCAUGAACUUUCAAUGGACUUAAGUAACAACAUACUGGAAGCUCUUCCACAGAACUAUGCUGAACAGGUCAAUUUUGAAGAUACUUGCAAAGGUUUCCUCGAUGUUGCCAAGGAAGCUAUCAUUCAGACUGUUCAUGUAAUUUUUGAAGAUCCAGGCGUGCAAGAGUUACUUGUCAAGCUUUACCAGAAAGAUUGGUAUGAAGGAAUGGUUACUGAGUAUUUGGUUGCAACAUUUGGUGAUUAUUUUGGAGAUAUCAAAGUUUACAUUGAAGACCGAUCAUUUAGAAGGUUUGUUGAAGCCUGCCUGGAGGAAACAAUUGUGGUUUAUGUUGAUCAUCUGCUUACACAGAAAAACUAUAUUAGGGAAGAGACUAUUGAGAGGAUGAGAUUAGAUGAAGAGGUACUCAUGGAUUUCUUUAGGGAGCACCUCAGUGUAACAAAAGUUGAGAACAGAGUCAGGAUUCUGAGCGAUCUUAGAGAGUUAGCUUCAGCUGAAAGCCUGGACAGUUUCACCCUUAUUUAUACAAACAUUCUUGAACAUCAAGCGGACUGCCCUCCUGAAGUUGUUGAAAAACUUGUUGCACUCAGGGAGGGCAUACCACGAAAAGAAGCCAAGGAGGUGGUGCAAGAGUGCAAAGAAAUAUACGAGCACUCGCUCGUGGAUGGCAACCCUCCAAAGACGGGCUUCGUCUUUGGUAAGGUGAAGUGCCUUGCAGCGCCUAAAGGCAUAUGGAGGAAGCUUGCGCAGUAGCCACUGCAGCAGCAAGGGAACCUUUAUAUUCGAUUUUGUAGAUAAUGGAUAAUUUGUUGGUUUACACACAUUCUUUAAUUUCAUCAUUCAUUACUCCA
Musa acuminata AAA Group (dessert banana) is the source of this 2575-nucleotide messenger RNA. Its product is annotated as exocyst complex component SEC6. Bases 216 to 2477 code for a protein of 753 amino acids. The record is from RefSeq and is a predicted model, not a curated record. The transcript is spliced from 25 exons. Gene Ontology annotation, molecular function: SNARE binding. Lineage: Eukaryota; Viridiplantae; Streptophyta; Magnoliopsida; Zingiberales; Musaceae. Gene Ontology annotation, cellular component: exocyst. Gene Ontology annotation, biological process: exocyst localization; exocytosis.